Molecule: messenger RNA, 786 nt
Organism: Pseudophryne corroboree (corroboree frog)
Lineage: Eukaryota; Metazoa; Chordata; Amphibia; Anura; Myobatrachidae
Gene: C8HXorf65
Product: chromosome 8 CXorf65 homolog
Exons: 6
Coding region: 77-631 (184 amino acids)
Source: RefSeq, a predicted model, not a curated record
UAAUGGUAUGAUGUCACAAUAGCCAUCAUAAUCAAAGUACUGGUAACAUGCUAGAGUCUAUACACAGCAUAGGGAGAUGUUCAUCUGCAUUGUGCAUGGAGAUAAGCAGCAGUUCCUGGUUAAUAUCAGCUGUAAUGUGAUUCACCUGUUAGAUCACAUACGUAAGAAGCUGCAGGUACCAGUCACAGAUACCAUAGACCUGUGUGAUAUUCAAGGCUCAUUACAGUUCUUCUGCUUUGUCAGAAAUUUUGCGGAGAGAGCAGAUAAAUAUGUCAGCCCACGUGAGACUUAUUAUGUAUGCAAAAUAGAGAAGGGGGAACCAGGUUCCAAAUAUGAACAUUGUUACAGAGAAAUAACACUCCUGCUGUCCAGUCCGGAACCUGAGAUCACAGAUGCAUUGAGAGCUCAGUGUGAGUUCCUGGAGAAGAGUCGCCCCAAACUUCUCAAGGAUUCUGGAGCCAAGUGGUUAACGGCUCUUGACUUGCGUAAGCAGCUCUAUUCUGCUCUGCCGCUGCCGACUAGUCAUGCAUCAGAAAAGUCAUCUGAGGAAGAAAUGAAUAGUAAACAAGGUAAUGCACGGAGCCCGCGGGAUAAAGCUCCAAAUACUCUGCGCAAGAACAGACACCGUUGAUUAUGGGGUGAACUACUUCAGAGUGAAUUAAGAUCAUUGCAAACAUGGAUCAUGAACCUCACACCAAGCAUACUGGGAUCAGAUUGUUAUAGACAGUUUCUUAAAUGAGAACAUGUGAUUAAAGACAAGUCCUGACUUAAUGUGUCCUUCUAAAA